AACAGCUGAUUGUCGCAUUGUAGUCACGCAGCGCUAUUUAGCUAUUUUGUUUUCUGAAAAUUAAAUAAAAGCAUAGUCUAACUACACAUAAUUUAGCAACUAUGCUGCGGAAAAAAAAUUCUAAAACAAAAACUGUAUCUGAUAAAAUUUCAGAACUGGUGGCGCGCAAUGCCAACGGAGAGGAAGACAGCAGCGACGAAAUAGGCGAAGAACCACGUGUGGAGGAGGAAUUUGAUGAGUACGACCUGCCCGAUGCACGCUCCUCAGAUAUCCGGAAACGAAAUGUAAAGUUGUUAUCAGAGCAAAGUGUGCGUUACCGGGGGAAAAUAUCAACACGUAAUGAAUUGGAGGAAGAACAGGAUAGUGAUUCGUUUGAAGGUGAAGAGCAGGAAGAUGAUGAUGAUUCCACAGAAGACGAUGAUGAAGGUGUGUUAAACGCAUUCACGAAAAAAUUAAGUGGGGCUGCUGAUAAAGCGGUUAACAGAAAUGAGGAUGGUAGUGACGACGAUUUGGAGCACAGCUCAACACAGUCAAAUAGUGACAGUGAAGAUAAGGGUUUAAGUGAUGAUGAGGAUGAUGAAGAUGAAGAUGAGGGAGAUCAAGAAGGCGAGGAUGGUGAUGAUGAUGGCAUCGAAAGUGAGGAUGAGGCUAGUGAAGAGGAGAAUGCGGAUGGAACCCGUAUAAUCGCUGAAACAAACCGUCAAGCCGAGGUGCAAAAAGGGCAAUGUGUGCAAAAUCAACUACAAAUUUGGGAACGUUUGCUUGAAAUUCGUAUUAACACACAAAAAGUGCUUAGUAAAUGCAAUCAGCUCCCGGCACCUAAUGAACUUAAAACAUUGCAGGAUCAGAAUGAAAAACUGGCAAAUGUAUCAAGUGAAUCUGUGACCAGAGUCAGUAAGUUGCUUAGCACUUUAUUGCAAUUACAAAAGGCAUGCAGUAAACAAUUCUCGGAGCAACGCAAUGCAUUAAAAACAACUUUAAAGCGUUCAGUACCCAUACAAAAUGUAGAUAAUGAUAUCCCUAUACCGCUAAAGCGUUUCGCUGAUUACACCCACGCACAUUUCGAAGAAUUCAAACCCUACCGCAAUGCGGUGUUGCUUAAAUGGGAUGAUCGUACCAAAUUGCUGACGCCGGGUGCUGGUGCCAAGAAGAAAUCGCUAACAGAAGAUUAUGAUAUUAUAAAGAAAAUUGAAAAUACUUUGCAGAGUCGCUCUAUGCUUAUAGAAAAAUCGCGAACAUUACAGAAUGGCGCAAAUGCUAAAACGCAAAAUGAUGGUGAGGAAAAUGAUGUUGUGGAAAAUACGCAAAAUAUCAGAAGGAAUACGGAGUCAUAUGACGACAGCGACUUCUACCAUCAGCAACUGCGUGAGCUUAUCGAGUACAAAACGAAUGCAUCAGUGAGCGCGAGCGAGGUCACGCAACAGUACAUGGAGCUGCAAAAACUGCGACAAAAAAUGAAGAAAAAGGUUGAUACGCGGGCGAGUAAGGGGCGAAAGCUGCGUUAUACGGUGCAUAAGAAACUAAUAAAUUUUAUGGCACCCGAUGAUACAUCAACGUGGACAGAGGAAUCGAAAGAUGAAUUGUAUAGAUCAUUAUUUGCAGCUUAAGUGUAUUUACUAUAAUGAAGAAAGUUUUUAGAUUAAAUAAAAUCUACUGUGUCCGUAAGAAGUUUUAGGUUUCAUUUAUAUUUUCAUUUAUUGUUUAGUUCUUUUCCGUUAUUUAUUUAAUAAACGUUCUUGAUACGUCAAGUAUGUACACAUGCGCACAACUUAAUUUUAUACUUUAUACAUACAU
Rhagoletis pomonella (apple maggot) is the source of this 1794-nucleotide messenger RNA. RefSeq names its product protein Aatf (gene Aatf). The record is from RefSeq and is a predicted model, not a curated record. NCBI's taxonomy places the organism in Eukaryota, Metazoa, Arthropoda, Insecta, Diptera, Tephritidae. The coding region runs from base 102 to 1607 and encodes 501 amino acids. Gene Ontology annotation, cellular component: nucleolus; nucleus. The transcript is spliced from 2 exons. Gene Ontology annotation, biological process: regulation of transcription by RNA polymerase II.